AUGAUCAUGGUGUUUGGUGAGAUCACCACCAAGGCCAACCUCGAUUACCAAAAAAUCAUCAGAGAUACCAUCAAGCACAUCGGAUACGAUGACUCCGACAAAGGUUUUGACUACAAGACCUGUAAUGUUCUGGUGGCUAUCGAGCAACAAUCUCCAGACAUUGCUCAAGGUUUGCACUACGACAAGGCUUUGGAGGAGCUUGGAGCCGGUGACCAGGGUAUCAUGUUUGGUUACGCCACCGACGAGACCGACGAGAAGCUGCCAUUGACCAUCCUGUUGGCCCACAAACUGAACGCCGCUCUUGCCGAUGCUAGAAGAUCCGGUGCUCUCCCAUGGUUGAGACCAGAUACCAAGACCCAGGUCACUAUCGAGUACAAGCACGACGGCGGCGCUGUUGUGCCGUUGAGAGUUGAUACCGUCGUUAUAUCUGCUCAGCACGCCGAGGAGAUUUCCACUGAGGAUCUCAGAUCCGAGAUUAAGAAACACAUUGUUCACAAGGUCAUCCCUUCACACUUGCUGGACGACAAGACCAUCUACCACAUUCAACCUUCUGGCAGAUUCGUCAUUGGUGGUCCUCACGGAGAUGCUGGUCUGACCGGUAGAAAGAUCAUUGUCGACACUUAUGGCGGAUGGGGUGCCCACGGUGGUGGCGCAUUUUCCGGGAAGGACUUCUCCAAGGUGGACAGAUCUGCCGCCUACGCUGCUAGAUGGGUUGCCAAGUCUCUGGUCACCGCCGGACUUGCCAGAAGAUGUCUGGUCCAAUUCUCCUACGCUAUCGGUGUGGCAGAGCCUCUUUCGAUCUACAUUGACACCUACGGAACCUCCAAGCUUUCCUCGGAGGAGCUGGUCGCCAUUGUGAACAAAAACUUUGACCUGAGACCGGGUGUCUUGGUCAAGGAGCUUGAUUUGGCUAGACCAAUCUACUUCAAGACUGCCUCGUACGGUCACUUCACAGACCAGUCCAAUCCUUGGGAGCAACCUAAGAAACUGGUUUUAUAG
Ogataea haglerorum is the source of this 999-nucleotide messenger RNA. RefSeq lists its product as uncharacterized. Gene Ontology annotation, molecular function: methionine adenosyltransferase activity; ATP binding. The transcript has a single exon. Gene Ontology annotation, cellular component: cytosol. Lineage: Eukaryota; Fungi; Ascomycota; Pichiomycetes; Pichiales; Pichiaceae. Bases 1 to 999 code for a protein of 332 amino acids. The record is from RefSeq and is a predicted model, not a curated record. Gene Ontology annotation, biological process: S-adenosylmethionine biosynthetic process.